Messenger RNA from Coffea arabica (coffee), 4951 nucleotides. Its product is annotated as putative late blight resistance protein homolog R1A-3. The record is from RefSeq and is a predicted model, not a curated record. Lineage: Eukaryota; Viridiplantae; Streptophyta; Magnoliopsida; Gentianales; Rubiaceae. Gene Ontology annotation, biological process: defense response to other organism. Gene Ontology annotation, molecular function: ADP binding.
AAAAGCAGGUACCAUGAUGAACAACUCCUCCAGCAAAAGAACUAUUUGCUGGGAUUGUGCUUUAGAUUAUGUGAAGCACCGGUCUCCUACGAAUGAUCUAAAGAUGGGGAUACGUCUAUUGGAGACCUUUGAUCUGUAUAUUAGAAAGUGUAAGAGGAGAAGGUGCAAGCAGGGUGCGUGUUUGGAAUGUGAUAAGGAGGACGAAGGUGAUGCCAAGUCUGAAAUUUUGAGACUUAACAGUAUUUCGCUCAAGUUUCAAGAUCUGGACCAUCUUGUUAGGGGGAUAACAGAUGGACUUGACUCUGCUCUUUCUAGAUAUAUUCAGUCUGGUGCAUUAGAUUUUAAUGCCGUUAGAUAUGAUCUCGAAGAAAGCAUGAGGCAGUUUUUUGAAACAGACAUCAAGGAAUUGGACAUCAUGUUGCUUUACUACUCGCUGGGAGAUCCACAACUAGUUAUGGAUUUCAUUGAUUCCAUUUCAGUGAAUCUGGUGGCGCUUCUUCGCUACAGAGAGUCCUUCAUAUUUGAUGAAGUUCUGGAAGCUGUAAUGGAAAACCUUCAAGAGAAGCUAGUGUUCUUGAAAAGUUUCGUUCGCUUUGCAACAAUACAAGGCGUUGAGGGUCAGCCACUGAUAGAUCUGUUGGUUCACGUUGAAGUUGUGGCUGUCAAUGCUGCAAGCCUGGCUUCUACAUUUUGGUUUCGAAGAAACAAUAGAGGAAUAUGCAACGAAAUGGAAUUUGAAAUUUCUCAAUUAAUACACAAGACGGUUGAUCCCCAAGUACGAAAGAUUUAUACCCAUGUCCUGGAAGCUUCCAAGUUAUCAAGAUCAUCCUGCACUUUAGCUCUGAACGAGAAUAGGCUUCUAGUGGCUGAAUUUAUUGAUUAUCUCCUGCGAAGUAUCAUGGGAAACAUAUCAGAAUGUUAUACCAGUUUCCUGGUAAUAAUGAAGGAUCAAAUGCUAAAACUCCUCGAGGGAGUAAGAUUCCUGAGUAUCCUUCUAAGCCUACGGCAGGAGAAGUUCGAUGAGCUAAAUGAUGAGAUGAAGGAUCUCAUUGGAGCUGUGGUCUCUGAUGCAGGUAUUGUGAGUUUCUCCCUUUUUGUGAAUGAAAAGAAAGAAGGCUUGCACAGGGACAUAGAUCCGGCACUUUCUGAUUUGCUCGAAGUGCUCAAGUUGAUCAUUGCAAAAUCUGCACACGUUUAUCCAGAAACAUCGUCAUCAUCACCACUUAGUUUCCCUAAGACUAACGAGCUGGGCUCUCUUGAUCGUCUUCUAGAAGCUCUCAAGGAACUACUGAGUUCAACAGCUGAUUCAAUUGCUUUUCCAAAUGAUCAAAUCAACACAAUCCUAAAGGAUCUUUUAUUCUUAAGAUCUUUCCUAGGAAAUAUUGUGGAGAAGCGCAAUGGAGAUGAAAAACUCCAAGCUUUCUGGAGUCGUGUCAUGAAUGUUGCAUACAGUGCAGAAUUAGAAAUUGACUCUGCACUACUUGGUGAUAAACGUUUGGAUGCUAUUGCUGGAGAUAUCCAACUUAUGAAGAUUGAGGCCAAAGAGAUCUAUGAUAGCAUUAGAUUUGAUAGUGAAAUCCAGAGAGUUACCAAGACUACUAUUAACAUGCCAUCACAAGUUACUGCUCCAAUAUCCAAUGAAGUUCUGGUGGGUCUCAAUGAUGAGGUAGAAAGUAUAAUUGAUAGACUUGUGAGUGGACCUUUGCAGCAGGAUAUUGUUGCCAUUGUGGGCAUGUCUGGGCUUGGUAAGACAACACUAGCCAAUAAAGUUUACAGUCAUCUUUCGGUAGAGUACCACUUCCACAUUCGAGCUUGGUGUUGUUUUUCUCAAGUUUAUACCAAGCAUAGUUUGUUGGCUCAGAUUUUGUGUAGUAUCAAUUGUGGAAGUUCUGUCCAGUAUCUUGAGAUGAAUGAAGAUGAUAUGGCUGAGAAGGUAUACAAAUUGUUGAAGAGAAAUAGGUAUCUCAUCAUUUUGGAUGAUGUUUGGGACAUUAUGGGGUGGGAUUUGUUGAAACACUCACUACCAGAUGAUUGCAAUGGAAGCAGGAUUCUCUUAACCAGCAGAUUUCAGAAAUUGUGUUGGCAAAUUAAACCUGGUAGUGAGCCUCACCAUCUUCGCCCACUUACAGAAGAUGAGAGUUGUGAAUUGCUGCAGAAAAAGCUAUUUGCCAAAGAAGAUUGUCCUCCAGUAUUAGGUAAAGUUGUAAUGCAUGUAGCAAAGUACUGUAAAGGCCUACCUCUGACAGUUGUUCUUGUUGCUGGAAUUCUUGCUACUACUGAGCAAGAUUGCUGGGAAGAAAUUGUAAGACGUCUAACUUCCAGCAUUUAUGUUGACAAUGAACAUUGCAUGAAGACACUUGAGCAGAGUUACAAUUAUUUACCGGAUUAUUUGAAGCCAUGCCUUCUUUACUUCAGUGCAUUUAAAGAAGACCAAGACAUUCCCGUCCGAAAGAUGUUAUGGCUUUGGAUCUCUGAAGGGUUUGUGCAAGAGAUCGAAGGAAAGAGUUUAGAGGAUGUGGCAGAUGAGUAUUUGAUGGAUUUGAUUGGGAGAAGUUUAGUUAUGGCUACCCAACAUAGAUCUUUAGGUGGGAUCAAAGCUUGCCGGAUCCAUGAUUUGAUACAUGAGUUUUGUGUGGCGAAAGCUAAAGAAGAAAGUUUUCUACAGAUUUUACAUGAGGAUGACUUUUCAACAUGUACUCGACCAUGUAACCCCCACCGACUGUCUAUUCACCCCAGCAUCCCACAUAUAAACCAUGUGACUAGGAUUGAGGGGCUGUCUUUUCCCAAUUUGCAUUGUUUGCUCUUCUUUGGAGAUAGACCUACACUGCUGGAAGAGAGUUCAUACAAAUUCCUAUUGUGUAAACUUCUUAGAGUGUUGGAUUUGCAGAAUUGUUCUUAUCCGACUUUAUCGUUUCCAAGGGAAGUAGUAUUCCUUGUUCACUUGAGGUACCUGAGAAUUAGAAAUUUUUUGGGGAAUAUCCCAUCUGCAAUAGCUAGCCUCUCAAGGUUAGAAACUUUUGCAGUGGAAGGAAACCCUAGACGUUAUUUGUUACCAAACACUAUCUGGAACAUUAAAACAUUGAGGCAUCUUGUCACAUCAGAGUUUGGAGGUGGUUUCAUAUUUCCCAUCGACGGUCUUGAAGGCUCCCCUGAUUUGAAACAUUUAGACACCUUAACCCUUGCAAUUGAGGCCCCUCCUCAAAACUUGCAAAAGAUAUUGUCAAAGUUACCGAGCAUCCGUAAGCUAACAAUAACAUCUGUUGGAAAUCACGGUGGGAUUCUCGUGUUGAACUACUUGAGUCGACUAGAGUCACUUAAGAUAAGAAGGUUUGACAGAUAUGAGUUUGAAUUCCCAUUGAAUUUGAAAAAGUUGACUCUCUCAGAUAAUUGUCAGCCAUGGAGUAAAAUUUCAGCAAUUGGAAAGCUACCCAACCUUGUAGUGCUUAAAUUAUACCGUGAUUCCUUUCUGGGGGAAAAAUGGGAAAUGGAAGAAGGGGAUUUCUGUAACCUUCGAUUCUUGAAAUUGUCAGAGUUGGACAUUCGCUGGUGGACAGCCUCUUCUGGUAAUUUUUCCUAUCUUGAGAAAUUGGUUUUGGAUAAUUGUUAUAGGCUGAAAGAGGUCCCUUCUUGUUUAGGGGAAAGUGUCACUCUUGGCUUGAUCAAGGUGAUAAGGUGUAGCCAGUCUGUUGUAAAUUCUGUGGAGCAAAUUCUGCAAGAACAGAUAGAUUUGGGAAAUAAGGGCUUAAAGAUCGUUAAUACUAACGAAAUGAAAAAUUGGGAUGGUUACUUUUAUUCUUAAUGACAACUCAGAAAGAGAGUCCUAUUUCCUCUCAUCACAUUUUGCAAUGGUGAACCAUUGAUGCAUCUUCUUCAAUUGGCAGAGAGUCAAAGCAGAGAAGAAUUCCACUCAUUAGAUUGGUAUGAUCCUUAAAACCGGCUGAGCACAAGCAUAAAUGUCAGGAGCGAUUCUGCUGCAUUUUUUAGAGUACGCUGCAUCAACACUUCAGAUUUAUCCAGGUCCAAUAUUUGUUGGUUGCUUAUCAAAGAGGGAAGAGAAGAUGUUUCAAGAAGGGAAAAAAUACAAAAAAGAAAAAAAAAAAAGAUGGAAGAGAAAUAUAUCAUCCCAAAUUCUGAAAUUUUCUUCAAAUUAGUUUCAGAUGUGUAUGAUCCUUAAAACCAGCUGAGCACAAGCACAAAUGACAGGUCCAAUCUUUGACGGUUGCUGAUCAAAGAGGGAAGUGAAGUUGUUUGAAGGAAAAAGAAAAAGAUGGAAGAGGAUCAUUUCCUAACUUUUGCUCAUUGAUCAACAGCCAGCUAAUGGAAAAAGGAAACCAGUGAAAAGCAGGAAUACCCCAACAGCAUGAAUAUCACGAAGAAGUGGACGUAGCGUUUAACCAUGCCAUGAUUCCACUACCAUGAUUCCUGGUCAACGCAUUGGCAAGUUUGAACUAGUUUGCUUUCUAACGCUUGUGAAGGUGAACUACUUUCCGUAAAUUAUAAGUUGCUGCUAGGUAGUUGUGCAUCCUCCUCUAAGAAUGGCUGUGAAAGAUUGUGCGCAGCAUGUGCUUCUCUCUCUCCCUCUCUCGCGUCUUUUGGGGGUUGAAAGGGGGGAUGGUAAAGAGGUAAGUAAGGGGCAGUGGAAAUUUAUUUAGAAGAUAGUCUGACGGUCAUUGUUUGGAUCAAAAAGUGAUGCCCAAAGCUGCCACAUUUUCUGUCUUGUGCCAUUUGACAUUUGAUCUGAAAUAGUUAGAGAGCCAGAAAUAAUAUUGAAGCUAAACUGGCACCUCUAAAGUGGUUUGUUCAUGUCUUAUUCUUUAUUGCUCAAAAUUGUAAAGAAGAUGAUGAAAGCCAUCUAUUAAGGUUUUUUUUUUUUUUUUUAAUGUUUCCAUUGGCAUUCAAUCAAAAGAUGAUCAAAGCUAAACUGGCGCUUCGUGUUUGGUGGUCUACAUAU